Molecule: messenger RNA, 1865 nt
Organism: Drosophila ficusphila
Lineage: Eukaryota; Metazoa; Arthropoda; Insecta; Diptera; Drosophilidae
Product: phosphatidylserine lipase ABHD16A
Exons: 6
Coding region: 109-1683 (524 amino acids)
Biological process (GO): monoacylglycerol catabolic process; phosphatidylserine catabolic process
Cellular component (GO): endomembrane system
Molecular function (GO): monoacylglycerol lipase activity; glycerophospholipase activity
Source: RefSeq, a predicted model, not a curated record
AUCGAUGUGAAACAUCUGUUUUCGAUUGCGAGGCCCUGGAACAGCUUUCACAUCAAUUACAAAAAAAAAAUUAAAUAUAUAUCCAGACAUACCGAAUACAGAUCCAAGAUGAGUUUCCUCAAUUACGUGUUCGGGCCCAAUCUCUACAUGGAAUACCGGGGUGUUCCGGAACCCCAGCGCAAGAUGUACGAGGCAGGAGCAGUGGAGAGAUUCGGGGAGCAGAUUCUAUCGACGCUCUCUGUAAUGUGGUCCGUGGGCUACUACACGUCACCACUGCUCGUCACAUUCCUCUACCGAAGGGGUUAUCUGGUGACCGAUUCCAUGCCAACGCUGGCCAAAAUCACGACCAGCGUGGGUCUCAUCGUCAUCAUCUCGCUGGUGAUGCGCGGAUUGCGCAGGAAGCAGUCGCGAUCGUACUCAAACAUGAUGAAGGCUUUGGUGCAGGCGAAGGCAACUAAAACCGCAGGCGAUGCCAACAGCGAGUUACGUCGCUUCGACAUCGAGUUCAAUGCCUGGCCCGUAGAUUUUGACGUCAAGGCAUUAACUGGGGAUACCAAGAAGCCCGUGGUGACGGCCAGCAGGCGGGAACCCCUUCAACUGGCCACUUUGCCCUGCGAAGUGAUCGCCUACCUGGCCAUCAACACUUUUGGACUAUCUAUGAUCUAUCCGGGCUCCGUUAAGCUACUGCAGAAAUUUAUGAGACCCAUGCUGAUCUCUGGACGCGCCAAGCUCAUCGAGGAUGACAACGGCAUCCGCUAUAAGGUGAAGACCAUCGAUUCAAACGAAAUCGACACGUUGUUUAUAGACAACCGCAACGACAACGUGGGAAAUGGCAAGACUCUAGUCAUUUGCUCUGAGGGCAACGCCGGCUUCUAUGAAGUGGGCAUAAUGGGCACUCCGGUUGCCUUGAAGUAUUCCGUUCUGGGUUGGAACCAUCCCGGAUUCGCAGGUAGCUCAGGAUCGCCCUAUCCGCACCAGGACAAGAACGCCAUCGAUGCCGUGGUGCAGUUUGCCAUCAAUAAUCUCGGCUUCUCCGUGGAGGACAUUAUAAUGUACGGCUGGAGCAUUGGUGGCUUCAGCACAUUGUAUGCUGCAUCUGUUUAUCCGGAUGUCAAGGGAGUGGUGCUGGACGCCACCUUCGACGAUGUGCUGUACUUGGCCAUUCCACGGAUGCCAGCCGCUCUGGCGGGAAUUGUCAAAGUAGCCAUUCGUAACUACUGUAAUCUGAACAAUGCCGAGCUGGCUAACGAAUUCAAUGGACCAAUUUCUUUUAUUCGCCGCACUGAGGAUGAGAUUAUUGCAGAAGACAACCGCAUUGACACAAACCGUGGAAACUUUUUGGUUCUGUCAGUGCUCAAGCACCGGUAUCCCAACAUUUUUGGGGCCUCCCAGUUGAACAAGGCCAAGGCGCUGCUCUCGAAGCCUUUGGAGCCGUACAGUAUUCCCACCGCCGACGAGAAGCUCUGCAUGUCGCGCCUAAUCACCUACGCCUCCGACGAGGGCAAGUCCUUCCCCAUGAACAUUGGAGCCGACUACUCAGACGAGGUGCGCAAUCUCAUGGCUGUCUUCUUGUUGCGCAAGCAUUUACGUGACUACAACUCGACGCACUGCACCCAGUUGCCCGGGGAGUUCUUCACCAUGCCGUGGGACAUUCCAACCGAGCAGGGCUUUGUGUUCACCUAAGCCCAUUCCGCUGGUGAUUUACGGCCGUGUAUGCUUAGACUUAGUGAAAAGGUUUUUUAGUCAUUUUUGCAUUCUGACUGCUUAUUAAAUUAUUCUAACUGGGAACAGCCGGGAAAGCUGGACAACUGGUGUAAAAUGUCUUAUAUACGAAAUAAAUGUCACAAGCUAAACUAAACAAAUAA